AUGAGUACUAGUAUUGCUUCCCUAUUGCAAAACCUUUCCAUUUCUGAACCUUCUUCUCUAGAAGGUUCUUUCCCCGAUGUUAACGUUGUCGACUUAAUGAGAAACUACAUCUCAGAAGAGUUGAGCAAAAUCUCUGGUGUCGACAGAACUUUAAUCUACCCUGCCCUAGAAUGGACUAACACUUUAGAUAGAGGUGAUUUAUUAAUCCCUAUUCCAAGGUUAAGGAUUAAGGGCGCUAAUCCAAAGGAUUUAGCUGCUGAAUGGGCUGAAAAGUUUCCAUGCGGUGAAUAUUUAAGCAAAGUUGAAGCCAAUGGUCCAUUUUUACAAUUCUUCUUCAAGCCAGAAUUACUUUUUAAAAUUGUAUUACCAGAUAUUUUAACUAGAAAAGAAAAAUAUGGUUACUCUAACUUGGGUCAAAAUAAACGAGUCAUAGUUGAAUUUUCAUCUCCAAAUAUUGCCAAGCCAUUUCAUGCAGGUCAUUUAAGAUCUACUAUUAUAGGUGGGUUCAUUGCCAAUCUUUAUGAGAGUUUAGGUUGGGAAGUCAUUAGAAUGAACUACUUGGGUGACUGGGGUAAGCAAUUUGGUUUAUUAGCUGUUGGUUUUGAAAGGUACGGUAACGAAGAAGCUCUAGUUAAAGAUCCAAUCCAUCAUUUAUUCGAUGUGUACGUCCGUAUAAAUAAGGAUAUUGAAGAAGAAGGUGAUUUGCUUCCAUUAGAAGAAUCAACUAACGGUAAAGCUCGUGAAUAUUUCAAGAGAAUGGAAGAUGGUGAUGAAGCUGCUUUGAAAAUAUGGAAAAGAUUCAGAGAAUACUCCAUCGAAAAAUAUAUCGAUACUUAUGCUAGAUUAAAUAUCAAAUAUGAUGUUUACUCGGGUGAAUCUCAAGUUCCUAAGGAAGCAAUGGAAAAAGCAUUAGAACUUUUUGAAGACAAAAAAUUAACUCGCGAAGAUAAAGGUGCCACUUUGAUUGAUUUGACCAAAUUUAAUAAGAAAUUAGGUAAAACAAUUGUCAAAAAAUCUGAUGGUACCACUUUAUAUUUAACCAGAGAUGUCGGUGCUGCUAUGGAUCGUUAUGAAAAAUUCCAUUUCGAUAAAAUGAUUUAUGUUAUCGCUACUCAACAAGAUCUACACACCGCUCAACUCUUCGAAAUCUUGAAACAAAUGGGUUUCGAAUGGGCCAAUAGAUUGCAACAUAUCAACUUCGGGAUGGUUCAAGGUAUGUCCACCAGAAAGGGUACCGUUGUUUUCUUAGAUAACAUCCUUGAAGAAACUAGAGAUAAGAUGCAUGAAGUCAUGAAGAAAAAUGAGGCCAAAUAUGAACAAAUUGAUAACCCAGAAGAAGUUGCCGAUUUAGUCGGUAUUUCCGCUGUCAUGAUCCAAGAUAUGCAAUCUAAGCGUAUCAAUAACUACGAAUUCAAAUGGGAAAGAAUGUUCUCUUUUGAAGGUGACACAGGUCCUUACUUACAAUAUGCUCAUUCAAGAUUAAGAUCCGUUGAAAGAAAUGCUUCUCAAAUCACUCCAGAUAAAUGGGUUAGUACGGACUUCUCAUUAUUAUCUGAGCCAGCUGCUGCCACAUUAGUUAGACUUUUGGGUCAAUAUCCAGAUGUCCUAAGAAAUGCUAUCAAAACUCACGAACCCACCACAGUUGUCACCUACCUAUUCAAGUUAACACAUCAAGUUUCUUCCUGUUAUGAUGUCCUAUGGGUGGCUGGUCAAACAGAAGAACUAGCUACUGCUCGUUUAGCCUUAUAUGCCGCUGCUAGGCAAGUUUUGAAUAACGGUAUGCGUUUAUUAGGUUUAACUCCUGUUGACAGAAUGUGA
Messenger RNA from Kazachstania africana CBS 2517, 1818 nucleotides. RefSeq names its product arginine--tRNA ligase. The transcript has a single exon. Bases 1 to 1818 code for a protein of 605 amino acids. Gene Ontology annotation, cellular component: cytoplasm; mitochondrion. Gene Ontology annotation, molecular function: arginine-tRNA ligase activity; ATP binding. Lineage: Eukaryota; Fungi; Ascomycota; Saccharomycetes; Saccharomycetales; Saccharomycetaceae. Gene Ontology annotation, biological process: mitochondrial translation; arginyl-tRNA aminoacylation. The record is from RefSeq and is a predicted model, not a curated record.